Pezoporus occidentalis (night parrot) is the source of this 3385-nucleotide messenger RNA. RefSeq names its product Rho GTPase activating protein 27 (gene ARHGAP27). Bases 416 to 2950 code for a protein of 844 amino acids. NCBI's taxonomy places the organism in Eukaryota, Metazoa, Chordata, Aves, Psittaciformes, Psittacidae. The record is from RefSeq and is a predicted model, not a curated record. The transcript has 16 exons. Gene Ontology annotation, cellular component: cytoplasm. Gene Ontology annotation, biological process: signal transduction; regulation of GTPase activity. Gene Ontology annotation, molecular function: protein binding.
GACUCCUGGGGACCUAGGGGCAAAGCCCAGGCCAGGGCAGUACCCCCGGGACCCCCAUAACGUGGGUCCCAUCCUCCUGCCCAACGAGGCUGCACCGGAUCCGACGGCGGCGGCGGCGAGAUCCCAGCUGAGCCGCGGGGCAGGGCCCUUCCUGCGGCAGGAACCUCCUGAGGAGCCGUUUCCUCCAGCACCGUCCUUCCCUCCCACCCUGUGGGGAGGACCCGGCCGGGACCCCUCUGCUCAUGGGGCCAGGCACCCAGCACCAGCCCCAAGCCCAGCCCCAUCCAUCGACACGGCAGGAAACCGGGGCGAGUUGGGACCAGCCCAGCACAGGCACGAGCAGGACCCACGGGCACGAGCGGGACCUGCUGCCGCACACCCCAGCACCGCUGGAGGCGGAGGUGCCGGAGCAGCCAUGGAGGCGGCGGUGCCCGCGGAGGAGGUGCUGGUGCUGGUGGAAUACGGCUUUGAGUACCGAGCCAAGGACGGGACCUUGGUCUCCAUCAAGCCAAACGAGCGCUACGUCCUGCUGAAGAGAACCAACCACCACUGGUGGCACGUCAAGAGGAGUGGGGAUGCGCGGCCCUUCUACAUCCCUGCCCAGUACGUGAAGGAGCUGCCCCCCAUCGCCACCCCAGCCCCGCCUGACCCAUCCCCGCAGGGAUACAGCAGGAUGGAUCCGACCACGCUCAUCCCGCAGCAAGCACCAGCCUUCGAGUAUCGGUUCAUCGGUGCCACCGAAACGGAAGAGCCGGAGAGGGGCUGCUCCGUGCCCAGGAGGGACUCGGUGCCCAGGAGGGAUUCGCCGCCGGUUCUCAGCUCUUUUCGGGCCCCCCCAAGUCUCAGACCCUACCCCCUGGAUCCCGUUCGCUCCUCGCACUCCCUGGAUGACCUGGCCUGGGUGACCCCAGCUCCACGCAGUGCCCCCACCAUGGGCUCGCACAGGGACCCCCCCGGACACACUCGUCCACUCAGCAAGAGCCGCUCCGAGACCUUCUGUGCCCCCGGCAGAGACCUGGAUGUGGCCGGGAGGAGGCCGGGCCCUGGCCACGCGGCUCAGGCACAGCCGGAGCCAGAGGAGCCGCCUGUUCCCAUCUACCUCAACCUCCAGGAGCUGCGGGAAGCAGCCACCACCGGCUCAGCCCCAGAGGAGCCCAACAGCUCCAGUUCGCAUUGGGAAACCCACAGGGACACGGAGACUGGACGCUUGUUUUACUAUAACCCCGUGACGGGCGAGGCCACGUGGGUUUGUCCCUUUGGGCAGGCAGGAGAAGGAGUGAGUCCUGCAGCCUCUCCCACCCGCUCGCCAGCGCACAGCCCGCGGUGUUCCGAGUGGGAGCAGCUCGUGGAUGAAGGCAGCGGACAGGCUUUUUUCUAUAAUUGGGUGACAGGUGAGACGUCGUGGGACCCCCCCGACACCGGAGGAGCACAGGACAAGCACCACGGGGGGACGCGGUACGGAGCUAUGGAGCAGAGGCCACCCACUCCAGAAACAGAUUAUCCCAACCUGUCUCCAGACGAGCUGGAGCGUUAUCCCAAGUACUGCUCGCCAGUGGGCUCCUAUGAUCAGGAGGCAGCUCUCUGCGUGUCCCCAAGGAGCCCUGAGGAGCUGGGCUCAGCCCCAAGCUGGUUUGGGCACAGCCACCCCGAGGGGAGCAUAUUCUGCCCCGAGCACCUCGCCUCCGACACGGGGCCAUGGGGCCGCCCAGCCCGGGCCAGCAGCAGCUCCAGCCUGGACAGUGGGGUCCUCACCAUGGCACCAGCACCGGGGCCCAGGGAGGAGAAGUUGAAGAGCCUCGAAAAAGCUGGGGUGCUCAACAGGACCAGGACGGUGGACAAGGGGAAGCGGAUCCGGAAGAACUGGAGCUCCUCCUGGACUGUGCUGGAGGGUGGGAUCCUCACCUUCUUCAAGGACUCCAAGCACUCUGCUGCUGGUGCCUUGCAGCGGCACCCCAGCACCCUGACCACCCCCGAGCACACCCUGGAGCUGCGCGGGGCCACCCUUGCCUGGGCCAGCAGGGACAAGUCCAGCAAGAAGCACGUCCUGGAGCUGAGGACACGGGAGGGCUCAGAGUUCCUCAUCCAGCACGACUCGGAUGGGAUCAUAGCUGCAUGGCACAAGGCAAUCGCUGACAGCAUCGGGAGGCUGGGCACCAACCUCUCUGGAGACGAGGAUGCCGAGAGCGGGGCUGAGUUCGGCUCCCGGGAGAAGCCAGGAGGUGGUGAGGAGAAGAGGGCAGUGAUGGGCAAUGCCAGCGGCGAGAGCGACUCCAGCAGAGUCCGGAACAAGCUCCGCAAGUUCCUGCAGAGGCGGCCGACGCUGCAGUCCCUGCGUGAGAGGGGCUACAUCAAAGACCAGGUCUUCGGCUGCUCCCUGCAGGCACUGUGUGAGCGGGAGCGGGGCACGGUGCCACGCUUCGUCCUGCAGUGCAUCCAGACCGUGGAGAGGAGAGGUCUGGACAUCGAUGGGCUGUACCGGGUCAGCGGCAACCUGGCCACCAUCCAGAAACUGCGCUACAAAGUGGAGCAUGAUGAGCAGCUGGACCUGGAUGACGGGCGCUGGGAGGACGUCCAUGUGGUCACCGGCGCGCUGAAGCUCUUCCUCCGCGAGCUGCCCGAGCCGCUCGUCCCCUUCAGCCACUUUGAGCAGUUCAUCGCUGCCAUCAAGAUGCAGGACCCAGUGCGGCCGGGCUGGUGCAUCCGUGAGCUGGUGUCCUCCCUCCCACCCGCCCACCACGACACCAUGAAGGUCCUGUUCCACCACCUCUGCAGGGUUAUCGAGUACAAGGAGGAGAACCGCAUGUCAGUGCAGAGCAUCGCCAUCGUCUUCGGCCCCACACUGCUGCGCCCAGCCAGUGAGGAGGGCAACAUGGCCAUGCACAUGGUCUUCCAGAACCAGGUGGUGGAGCACAUCCUCAACCAGUACAGCUACAUCUUCCCCGACGGCUAGAAUGCCCUGGGGAUGCGCAUGGGGGCAAGCCCCACAGUGGGGACAUGAAGGAGUAGCAUCUCAGGGGAAGGACUUGACCUUGUGUCACCUUGGAUGUGGCAAUCGUGGGCUCCGUGAAGGGCUGUGUGGGAGACGGGCUUGCUCAGGAUGCAGCUUGAGGGAUGGCUGCUGGAGCUGGGGGCACCCCGAGCACCCCAUCCUCCUCUGCUACCUGCUCCCGCUGGGGCUGGACCCACAGAGGCUGAGCCCUGGGAGAUGUGUGGAGUUUGGGGGGUCCCCUUUGGUCAAUGGGGAAACGGAGUCAUGUGGCACCAGUGACAGAGACCCAGCAUCCCCGGCUGGGCAGUGCCUGUGAAGAUGGUGCCAUGGCUGGAGCCAGCGUCCGGCACAAUCCCAAUGCCAUAUUCCCAAAUAAAGAGCCAGUUCAGAGGACAA